AUGGCUUAUUCUACAUUUCGGUUUCUUGUGCCAUUAGUCAUGGUGGUGAUGUUGGUGGUGAUAGCGGAGGCAACACCGCCAGGGAUUGCUAAUAAUCCGAGCCAUGCAACAUGCAAGAUUAAAAAGUAUAAACAUUGUUAUAAUUUGGAACAUGUUUGUCCCAAAUUUUGCCCUAAUCAAUGUUAUGUUGAAUGUGCCUCUUGUAAGCCUAUUUGUGGUAGUGGUGAUGCCAAUCCUCCACCGGAGGAUACUCCCACUCCGGCCACCCCCUCUGUGUCAUCUCCUCCAUCGAAUACUUAUUAUUCACCUCCGCCUCCGGUGGCGGUAACUCCAAGCCCUCCUGCUUCAAACCCCACUCCCUCGUAUUCUCCUCCAUUGCCUUCACCAAGUCCGACAACUCCUUCUCCUUCUCCUCCAACUCCGUCAUCUCCACCACCUCCGGUGAACCACCCUCCAUCACCACCACCUCCAACUAAUACCAACCCUCCAUCGACACCUCCAGCAAAUUCGACCCCUCCGACUACUUCGUCGCCUCCUCCCGUUACUCCAUCACCACCUCCGACAACCACUCCUACAAAUCCCAAUCCUCCGACAUCGCCUUCAGCAAACUACCCUUCAUCACCACCGCCUCCAACAAAUACCAACCCUCCUUCGACACCGCCAUCAGACCCUACCCCUCCAGAAAAUCCAAACCCUCCAUCAAACCCUAACCCUCCAUCAACACCUCCAACAAAUCCUAAUCCUCCGACACCACCCACUCCAAAUUCUCCAUCACCGGCACCACCAUCCAAAACUCCCAACUCCCCAUCGACUAACACUCCCCCGUUGGCUCCUCAAACACCAUCUCCUCCACCUUCUUCACCAUCAGCUCCAACUCCACCAUCUUCGUCCUCGGCCGGCGCAGCAAAGAGAGUGAGAUGCAAAAAUGUGAAUUAUCCUCAAUGUUAUAACAUGAUUCACACUUGUCCUAGCACUUGCCCUAAUGGAUGUGAAGUUGAUUGUGUUACUUGCAAACCCGUUUGUCAUUGCGACAGACCAGGAGCAGUAUGCCAAGACCCACGUUUCGUCGGUGGCGACGGCGUAACCUUCUACUUCCACGGCAAAAAGGACAAAGAUUUCUGUCUAGUUUCUGAUCCCAACCUCCACAUCAACGCGCAUUUCAUCGGAAAACGAAACCCUUCCUUAAAACGUGACUUCACUUGGGUCCAAUCCCUAGCUAUCCUCUUCCACACUCACCGCCUCAUCAUUGCUGCCCAAAAGACCGACGUUUGGGACGAUUCCAUUGACCGCCUCACUAUUUCCCUUGACGACCACCCGAUCAUCCUUCCAACAUCUGAAGGCAGCCAAUCACGCCACCCUGCCGAAAAUCCCACGGUGGUCAUCAUUCGACUAGCAGCGACGAACCACGUGAUUGUGGAAGCCAAAGGGCUGUUUAGAAUCACAGCCAAGGUAGUGCCAAUAACAAUAGAGGACUCGAGAAUUCAUAACUAUGGGAUUGAGGAAGGGGAUUCAUUUGCUCAUUUGGAUGUAGGGUUUAAGUUUUAUGGGUUGAGUGAGGAAGUUAAUGGGGUUUUGGGGCAGACUUAUGGGGCUGAGUAUGUGAGUAGUGUUAAUGUAAAGGCAGCUAUGGCAGUCAUGGGGAGGGCGGAGGAGUUUGAAACUUCUAGCUUGUUUGCGGCGGAUUGUGCUGUCUCUAAAUUUCGUGAUAGCGGCCGCAUUGGCGACGGAGAUGAAAUUAUAUGA
This is a messenger RNA of Benincasa hispida (wax gourd), 1743 nucleotides long. RefSeq lists its product as uncharacterized. The record is from RefSeq and is a predicted model, not a curated record. NCBI's taxonomy places the organism in Eukaryota, Viridiplantae, Streptophyta, Magnoliopsida, Cucurbitales, Cucurbitaceae.